This is a messenger RNA of Aspergillus steynii IBT 23096, 2307 nucleotides long. It is a transcript of the gene ptcF, whose product is annotated as type 2C protein phosphatase ptcF. Gene Ontology annotation, biological process: protein dephosphorylation. NCBI's taxonomy places the organism in Eukaryota, Fungi, Ascomycota, Eurotiomycetes, Eurotiales, Aspergillaceae. Bases 78 to 1895 code for a protein of 605 amino acids. The transcript has 3 exons. The record is from RefSeq and is a predicted model, not a curated record. Gene Ontology annotation, molecular function: protein serine/threonine phosphatase activity.
CUUCCAUCCCUCCUGCUCUCCGGCGUCGCUGGAUAUCCUCCUCUCUAUCUCCACCUCUCGCGUCUUCUGCCGCCUAAAUGCGACGUGCGGCCCUUCAGGCUUUCCGUACUGCCCGACGUGUACCAGUACGGAAGGUCGCUGCUAGGAAACCGUGCGCCGUCUCGUUCUCCAGCAGCCGGCCUUUCGGCCUCCGUCCUUCCUCCGCCGGUAAACAUCCACCCGUGAUUCCUGCAUCCUUGCAGUCCUCCAUGCAUAUUCGAAACUUCUCUAUUGCCGUGAUUUCUACCGUGGUGGCCUCCGGGGCUUGGUACGCUUAUCAAGGCAACACCUCGCAGCCGACACCGGUGGCAGGCUUGAACGCCACCUCGUCCUCGCAGCUACGUUCGAUAGCGACGUCAACUGCACAUGCUGAGGACGUCGCAGAGUCAACCCGCCGGGCCCUUCUCGUCGAUAAUGAUCAAUUCUAUACCGCAACCCUCUCGGGAGAACAACCUCUAUUCAAACAGACCGACGACUCCGACCGCCGCGUGCUCGAGAUGCUGACGCCGGAACAAGCCACCCAGAAGUUGAGGAAGAAUGAGGAGUCGUACUUGGUGAAUCGUGGCAAAGGCGUCGUCCGCUACGAUGUGGUCCAAGUUCCCAGCAACUCUCCUAUUGAAGACGACCACGCCGAGAAGAUCGUUGAGGUGCCUUCAACGGUCGCGGCGGCCAAGGAAGGUGACGCCAACAGUGACUGGAUGUUCUGGGCUGUGUUUGACGGCCACUCGGGCUGGACAACUUCGGCAAAGCUGCGCAAUGUUCUCAUCUCUUACGUGGCCCGUGAAUUGAAUUCUACCUACAAAGCUGCUGCGACCGACCCUUCUCUGCUAUCCCCCACGUCCAAUGCCGUGGAUGCUGCCAUCAAGCAGGGUUUCGUUAAACUCGACAACGACAUCGUGCACAGCAGCGUCGACAAGGUGCUCAAAUCCAACUCGCGACGAGUUGCGGCGGAGAUGCUUGCUCCUGCUUUGUCCGGCUCUUGUGCUUUACUUGCUUUCUAUGACUCGCAGUCCAAGGACCUGAAAGUGGCCGUUGCCGGCGAUUCCAGAGCGGUUUUGGGCCGUCGUGCUUCAAACGGAAAGUGGUCGGCAACUGCUCUCUCCGAGGACCAGACCGGCGGCACUCCGUCCGAGAUGAAGCGUCUGCGGGAGGAACACCCCGGCGAACCAAAUGUCGUACGGAACGGAAGAAUUCUCGGCCAGUUGGAACCCAGCCGUUCCUUCGGUGAUGCGUUCUACAAGUGGAGCAAAGAGACCCAGGAAAAGAUCAAGCGACAGUUCUUCGGACGGACACCGCACCCUCUUCUGAAGACACCCCCCUAUGUAACUGCCGAGCCUGUCAUCACGACCACUAAGGUUGAACCCGGCAAGGGCGAUUUCGUGGUCCUUGCUACGGACGGUCUCUGGGAGAUGCUGAGCAACGAAGAAGUCGUCGGACUUGUGGGAGAAUGGGUUGAGCAGCAGAGAUCCGGAGCCGCGAAUGGUACCAACAAGAGCUGGCUGCCGAGCUGGUUAGGGUUUGAGAACAAGCAGCUCCCCGUGGAAGCAUCGAAGGAGGCAGGAUCUGAUGGCCAGCGCCGCCCUAUUCGUCAGCAACAGUACGAUAUUGCGGGCGCCGCCAGCCGGUUCACCGUCGAGGAUAACAACGCCGCCACUCACCUUGUCCGCAAUGCCAUGGGCGGUAAGGACAAGGACAUGGUUUGCGCUCUCUUGACUCUUCCCAGCCCGUACUCCCGCAGAUAUCGGGACGACGUAACCGUAGAGGUUAUCUUCUUUGGCGACGGCCCUGACAACCGCAGCAUCGCGGUCAACGAAGAAGCCAGCGCGUCGGAGGAAAACGUCAAGGCCAAGCUUUGAUAGACACCUUAUAACAUUACCUUUGUCGGCGUUAAGACUGUUUGUUUUCUAAAAGAGGCCCUACAAAGCCCUCCUUUUCUUAUAGUUACUGUUAUUACCUGUUGCAUUCCCCUAUGGUCAAGGAUAUCUACUUGGUGAGAGCUGGCGUUUCACUGCUGAAGCCCUGGGAUGGCACUCUGUUGCAUAAAGCAAGCAUACUUGUUCCUAAAAUGAUUAUUAUUUGUUCAUGUCAUUCACCUGCCGUCUUUGUUAUUUGACAGCAUCCUCUGCACAGCAUGGAAGAACAGGAGGGCAAUUCACUGGCUGGCAGAGCUCAUUCACCUGUCACGUGAACCACGUGAGCAUCACUGCCCUGAGAGAUCCAAUAUCACAUCCUGUACUGUGAUACUACUGAGGACCAAGAAGAGACACC